AUGAGGGUUUGCGUCACCGCCGGCGGCGAACUGAUUGCUGACCAGUACGCGAAGCCGCUGCCAUGGAUUGGACUGUACAUCGCCACCGCCUCGCUGCUCUGCGCCGCGGCGAUGGCCUUCGACGCCUACUGCGGCUUCCGCCGCCUGAAGCUCUGGUUCCCUUGUAGGCUCUUCUCCCUACACGCCACCACCUUGACGGUGCUCGCCGUGGCGACCAAGAUGCCGCUGGACGUCAACACCUCCAUGCCCCGCGCUAUCGACCAGUUGACCAAGCUCAGCGGCAUGGUUCUCCUGUGCACGGCGAUGGGCAACCUCAUGCCGUCGUUGGGCGCCAUGAACGAGUCCGAGAUCCUCCCCAACGUCGUGGCCCUGACCAUUAUGGUCGUCACAGCCCUCGCCAACAUCUGGAUCCAGAUAGGCACCGGCGUGAUCUACGCGUUCCUGCCGGAGCACGCCGUCGUGAUGGUCCUCAUGAUGGUCCUCCUCCUCAUCUUUGUCUCCACCGCCCUGCCAGUGCCGAUCACCAAGGACCUGCAGGAGAAGCUCUACGACUGCAAGUACUGGCCGAUCUCGUUCGAUCCAGCGGGGAGCGACGCCCUGGCGAAGCUGCAGAUGUCCGUGAAGAAGUACUGGCUGAUAACUCACACCUGCAGGCAGUACGUACCGGGGUGGUCGGCGACCUGCACGGCCUCAGGGGCCUUCUGCCUCCUCGCCGCUGCGGUCUUCGUAGAGGCUCUGCUGAGAGGCCUCGUCUGGGAGUCACGCCUGCGGCUCUGCCGCGGGACUUCGGACUACGGCUGGUCGUCCAGCGUGGUCCUCUCAGCCCAGGCGGCGGGUAUCCUGCUCGGCACCGUCGCGCCGGCCUGCCGAUGGUUCAACGCAGUCAGAUUCUGGAGCACAGACGGCAGGGGAUGGAGCUGGAAGGCCGAGUUCCGAGUGGAGGACUACUGGGUCCAGCGGCUGAAGGACUGGAAGGCGGCCCCGCUGCAGUUCCAGACCGGCGGAGGGAAGGGGGGGCGCCGUUGGAGGAGGAUCGCCCAUCGGCUGAAGGAUGCCGUAAUGAGUUCGCUGAUAUGGGUCCAGAAGGGGGUCGUCACGGGGAGCAAGUUGUUGAGGCUCGUCUCUGUGCUGCCGCUGAGCUUGGUAGACAGAGGCGGGCUGUUGAUGAACAGUAGCAGCCUGCAGCAGGAGAAUGUGGAGCUGAAGGAAUAUGUGUUGUACUUCGAAGGGGAGGAGGAUCUGGUGCGGCUGAUCACACGGUCGGCGAGGAAGGACGCGGAGAACUGGAUCGAGAAGGGCAGGCGGAGGGCACCUGCAACCAUGCUAGAACUCAUAAAGAAGCAUUCCAGCUUUAAAGAUGGGUUCAAGGAAGUAGGUAGAAUCGACAAUAAGAGAAUCCGCUCCCAGGUUCCAGUGGAACCCCCAAGCUGCUGGGCGCUGCCGCUGGUGACUCUUGCCGGCCUUGCCGUGGCGCUGCCGGGCAUCGAUCAGGAGUCGGUCGAGUCGCUGCUCUGUGGGGUGGGCGAGGGUCUCCGGUAUGUCAGGCUCAUCGAAAAGAAUUUGGAUCAGAUGGGCCUGGUGAAUAUGAGGAAGGCAGCGGAUCUCAUCUGGCAUGACGUUGAGUUCUACGACCGAUGGCUCGGUCAGGAUCUUCACAGUGUGGUCCCUGGUGAAGAGAGAAACGGAAGGAAGGUGAUUGAGAAAUUGCAAGAGAUAGCGGAGGAACGCUUACAGGACUUCCUGGCAGAGAAUCACCAUGACCCUGAGACCAAUGAUAAAGGGGAUCCCCUUGAAUGGCCUGAGAAGGUGCUGGCAGCCCAUUGUAUGGACAGGGUAUGCAGAACCAUCCUCUUAGACUACGACUGCAAGCAUCAAGCAGAUGAUCAGAGACUGUUUUCCAGGCUGCAAAGGGUGAUAGCUGAUAUACUGGGAGCUUGUCUCACCAACCUAUCAGUUGCUGUUUUCAUGGAGUGCUUCUGCAACAAGGGGGAGGUGAGAGAAAAGAGUGUCAAGGAGGCGGCGCAUAUUCUUGGAGAAGCUGAGGAGGUUCUUACUCUUCUGGGAAGGCCCGAAGUUGCCCGUCUUUUCCCUGAGGAAAGACGAUAUAUACAUGACUGGCGGAAAGAGGGUGAAUCUGGGUGCUCAAACCUCCCUUCAACUCUCAACAUGGCCUAUUUUACCUCUCCUUCAUAUGUGUAA
Molecule: messenger RNA, 2199 nt
Organism: Spirodela intermedia
Lineage: Eukaryota; Viridiplantae; Streptophyta; Magnoliopsida; Alismatales; Araceae
Source: the annotation of a GenBank genome assembly